Messenger RNA from Phragmites australis (common reed), 598 nucleotides. RefSeq lists its product as uncharacterized. The transcript is spliced from 3 exons. Lineage: Eukaryota; Viridiplantae; Streptophyta; Magnoliopsida; Poales; Poaceae. The record is from RefSeq and is a predicted model, not a curated record. Bases 83 to 325 code for a protein of 80 amino acids.
AACAAAGUCCAACAGUUGGGUAAGGCCUCUCCCCACUCCCCGACCUCGCCGCCCGUCCCGUGAGAGGAGAGCACAGAGCAGGAUGCCGGCCACGCCGACGAUCAUCGGCGCCCUGCUGGGGCUGGGCACCCAGAUGUACUCCAACGCCCUCCGCAAGCUCCCCUACAUGCGCCAUCCCUGGGAGCAUGUGUUGGGGAUGGGUCUGGGUGUAGUGUUCGUGAACCAGCUGGUAAAGUGGGAUGAGAAGCUCAAGGAAGACCUCGACAAGAUGCUUGAGCGUGCGAAACAAGCCAACGAGCGGCGCUACCUUGAUGAUGAUGAUUAGCUAUUCAAAUUUGUUUGCCAGCAACCUAUAUUUUUACAACCAUUUAUUGUUUGCCAGCAACCUAUUCAAACACAUGGUUAGGACUCAGGACCUCCGUCUUAGUUGCUGUAUCGACUUCCACAUUUCAACUGUGGUCUUGUAAUAAAAUGUUGUUUCACAAUGGAUCUGAUGGUUUGCUUCUGUAAGAUACCAACUAUGGCAUUUGGAUCUGAUGUCUUACCUUCUCUGAUGGAAAAUUAUUCAGUUCCAAUGAUUGUGCUUUUACAUUGUUAA